AGGGCAGCCAGACUCCCUCCAAGAAGAAGGCCUCUCACCCCCCUUCACCACUCCGGCUGCCCCCGUCCCCGACCCGACCCGAGGAGGAAGAAGACCCACACCUUGGUGAUAGAUGUGCAGCGGCGGCAGGUGCUUCUGCUCCUGCUAGGUAGGUAGGUAGGUAGGGUUUCUUUCGGCCUGGACGAGGAGGAGGGAUCCGUCCUGCCGCGGCUGUACGACGACGACGAGGAGGAGUUGCGUCCAGGGGCGGAUCUGCUAGCGUCUUCCCGGAGGCUGAACGCCACAAGGAGGCAGGCAUGGAGCACUACACCAUGAGGCUCAGCGCGGGGGGAGGGGCCACGCCCACCCAGCAGCAGCAGCAGCUCUGCCCCUGGGGGGAGCAGCCCCUGAUGGCGCCCGACCGAAGGUCGAGGUUCUGGCAGAUGGACAUGGUGGCCGUGGCGGCGCAGCCGGCCCGCAUCGAGGUCAUAUGCCCGCUGCCGCGCCGCCCCGCCCGCCCUACCCACCCCGUCGAGCCCUUCGGCAGGGCCAGCUCCAGGCCUAACAACGGGACGCUACCAGUGUAUAGAACAGACUCCGCCUCUGAUAUCCUUGAUCUCAUCCUCAGCAAGAAUGACCCUGAUGUUGAUACCGAUUCCAACGGCCAGGCUGGCUUUUUCUGUGGCUCGCCUCCUGUCCGCACUAACAACCCCAUUGUGAAUGAUCCGCAGUUUGGUAGGAACACCCCCUGUUUCUCUCCUCUAGGGAGCCCGUUCAGCAAGAUGCUCGGUGGAAGAGCUGAAGUAGGCUCUCCGUCUUGCGGGGCGAGUAGCAGCCCGAAAGUGAGGAUCGAAGGCUUUGCCUGCGGGAACAAAGAGAACCAUUGUGCAGUCACCUUUGCCUGAGAGCAUUUUCGCCAUACCAUCCAAUUCACCAUUGACCAUUAGCGCGCCAUUUUGCAACCCCCACCCCACCCCCCCAACAUGUAAAUUUUCCGCCCCCAAGAUACAGCUAGUCCCUUUAAUCCUAAGCUAAGCUAAGCUAGUAGUGCCUGUUCGAGUCAGAGUUUAUUUAGUUGAGUUGAGUCUAAGUUGAGGUGAGUCCUCGUUGUCGCCCGUCUGGUUGUCGCUUUUGAACCUGCGCAAUCGCAGAGAGCUUUCGGUUUAUGUACAUAGACGAGGUCUCCCGUCUGUUGUGUCCUGUAUCUACAUCUUUGUAAUGUCUCUCUGUGUGUGUGUGUCUUGUGUCUAGCAAGUGUCCCAGUCCCAUGGGUGUGUUCAGAGUCUAGCAAGUGUCCCAGUCCAUGGGUGUGGUCAGAGUCUGUAAAUACCUGUCUGUCCUGCAUUCAGAUGCAUAAUUAAGAAACUAUUAUAUUAUUAUAUUAAAUCCUCUUUGUUCCUGUGGUAUUA
Messenger RNA from Triticum dicoccoides, 1388 nucleotides. RefSeq lists its product as uncharacterized. Lineage: Eukaryota; Viridiplantae; Streptophyta; Magnoliopsida; Poales; Poaceae. Bases 297 to 884 code for a protein of 195 amino acids. The record is from RefSeq and is a predicted model, not a curated record. The transcript is spliced from 4 exons.